GCCGGGCGGGCGGAAGCGCGCGCCGCCCGCCAUGAGCCGGUUCGGGGGUCGCACGCGUGAGUACCCGGCUGUGUCCAUCGACCGCUUCGACCGCGACAACCUGCGCGCGCGCGCCUUCUUCCUGUCGCACUGCCACAAGGAUCACAUGAAGGGGCUGCGGGCGCCCGCCCUCAAGAGGAGGCUGGAGGGCAGCUUGAAAGUUAAACUAUACUGCUCACCAGUAACUAAGGAAUUGUUGUUGACUAACUGGAAAUACAAGUUUUGGGAGAAUCAUAUUGUUGCAUUGGAAGUUGAAACUCCAACCCAGAUUUCCUUAGAAGAUGAAACAUCUGGUGAAAAAGAAGAUAUAGUGGUGACACUUCUGCCAGCUGGUCACUGUCCAGGUUCAGUCAUGUUUCUGUUUGAAGGUGGGAAUGGCACUGUGUUGUACACAGGGGAUUUCAGGCUUGCAAAAGGAGAAGCAGCCAGAAUGGAGCUUUUGCAUUCAGGAACCAGGGUAAAGGACAUCCAGAGUGUGUAUUUGGACACUACUUUUUGUGAUCCCAAUUUUUACCACAUACCAAGCCGGGAGGAAUGUUUAAAUGGGAUCUUGGAAUUAGUGCGAAGCUGGACCUCGCUGUCUCGUAAUCAUGUUGUGUGGYUGAACUGCAAAGCUGCUUAUGGAUAUGAGUAUUUGUUCAUAAACCUCAGUGAGGAACUUGGAAUCAAGGUGCACACAAAUAAACUCGAUAUGUUCAGGAACAUGCCAGAWAUCCUGUGCCAUGUGACCACAGACCGACACACGCAGAUUCACGCCUGUCGACAUCCUCGGGAUGAUGACUGUUUCCGAGGGAACAGACUGCCCUGUGGGAUCACUUGCCACAAUGGAACUCCCUUGCACAUAAUCAGCAUCAAACCCUCCACUAUGUGGUUUGGGGAAAGGAAAAAGAAAACAAAUGUAAUAGUGAGGACUGGGGAGAGUUCAUACAGAGCUUGCUUCUCUUUCCACUCUUCAUACAGUGAGAUCAAGGAUUUCCUGAGCUAUAUCUGUCCUGUGAAUGUGUAUCCCAACGUACUGCCAAUGGGUAGGACAGAAGACAAAGUUAUGGAAAUAUUAAAGCCMUUAUGCAGGUCAUACAGGAGAAACAUGGAACCCAGGUACAAGCCCUUAGGAACACUGAAGAGAGCCCAUAAGAGAGAAUUAUCUGAUACAGAUGAAGAUGAUCUCUUUGAUUCAGAAKUAACUUCUACAAGGCCUAAGAUUCCAAAGCUACAGACGGAAGACAGCAGGCCUUCCAGCACAGGACAGCCUGAAAAUGCUGAAGGAAACAUUAAUGAGAGCACAGAAAGUUACCAAGGGACCACAACUUGCACAUCCCUCAAUGUAGACUUUGUGGACUGUGAGGAAUCAAAUGAUGAUGAUGAUGAUGAUGAAGAAGAAGAAGAAUCUGAAAAAAAUACAGUUCCGUUUCUUUCCCAUGAGCCAAAUGCCUCUUCCUCAGCCAAUUUCAAUGGAGUAACUAGUGACCAGCAGGAAUCUAAUGCCAAUGUCCCUUGCUGGGGUGAAUUCUUCACAGGUAAUAAACUAGAGGAAAGCUCUGAAAAUGAGGACAAUAUUCCGUCUUCAGCAGAUGCUGGUGGGUCCCAGUCACUCUUCAGCGAUUCAGAUGGACUAAGUGACUCAACACACAUUUCUUCCCAAAAUUCUUCUCAGUCAACACACAUAUCAGAGCAGGGGAGCCAGGGCUGGGAUAGCCAAAUGGACACAGUGCUCAUCACCUCCCAGGAGAGAAGUGCCCUGGAACUCAGCAAAGGUGGGAGCAGAGCAGUGGUUCCCAUGCUGCAGGAGACUCCCAGGGACAGCCAGUCAGACAGUGGCAGGGGAAAGCCACUGGGUCAGAACAGACCUUGUGCCCAUGAUGGUGCCUGUGACUUGAAAAGCAGAGGCUGUGAGAAAGCUGCRGAAGCUGGUGCUGCCCAUGUUCAGGAUGUGCUGGUGGAAAUAAGUGACAACUCCAGGACUCCUGAUCUGGAGCUGAGGAGGGACUCCCAGAGCUCCUCUGACUUUGAAAUUCCCUUGACUCCUGAUGCUGAAGCGCCUCAGCCAGAUAGACUGCACUAUUUAUACAAGAAGCUCGCAGCAGGUGAAAACAUAUCAAUGAGAAAAAAGUCUCCUGAGGACAGGUAUAACUGAUUACUUUGAGGUAAUAGCCAACAUGUUUAUUCUUUUUCUCUUUCCUGCCAGUUACUAUCUGCAGCUGUGCUGAGUCAUGCUUUUUUCAGAAAUAUGAAAAAUCUUACUGUAAGAACAAGGAAUUUACAGCCUGUGUAACUUUACUGUUCCUUCCAUGAAAUGUUGAACAGGAAGUAUUCAGGAAUUAUUCUCAUGAGAGACUAUAAAAGCCUUCUACCUCCCAAGGUUCUGUUCUCCAGGACUGUAAGUAGACAAAAAAUGGACCAGACAAAACUAAGGGUAGAACACUAAAUGAAAAUUUAGUGGUUUUAUUAUAAGCUCUAAGAGUGCCUUUAUAAUGUGAUCUCAGGUUUUAAUAAAAUACCGCAUUGUUAACUGUCGGGAGGAACACCUAAGAAUGACCAUGCAAACAAAGACAGUUGUUAUUUGGCUUCUAUCACUCUUACCACUGUUUAUCAUUAUURUAACAAUUUAAUCAGUAUUCACUGCAGUUAUUUUUAAAAAACAACUGCAGAACAGGUUAAACAAUUACUGAGAUUGUGAGGGGGUUUUUAGUUUGUUUUUUAAAUCAAAUUGUUCAUUUCAAGAAGUUGCUCUUUUCACUGAGCAAGUGGUGUCUGGCUUUAACUCCUGAGUGAGGUACUGCAGACCGCUGUCUACGCUUCAUCUCCAACUCAUUGCAAACAACUUGUCAUCAGUUCCCAUGUGUCCCGGUUUGUUCUGAAUUUUCUUCAGAAAAACUUAAAAAUAAAAUCCUGUGGUGCCCAAGUUACCAGUUCUGUCCUGCUCUGGCAGGUAACUUGGAAGGUAACCUGGUAUCCCAGACAUGUGGUUGCAUUACUUAAGGCUCRUGUAUUACAAAAUUUCACCUCCUCUGCAACAUUCUGUAGACUUCACUGUUUUGAAGCAAGACAAUACAUUCUCCAUGCAUGUGUGCCAUUAUAACACUCUGCCAAAAUUCUUAGCUUCUAAAAUAGAAAUAUAAUUCAAAUUCUUCAUAAACUGGAGUGCCUAUGAAAUAUCCAAACCACAGAAGUCACCUAAAAAUCCCUGAGGUUUUCCAUCCAUGUGGUUUUAUGUCCCAAAGAAUUAAACAUACUUUAGCACAACAUGUCUCCCCUCUAAGUGUGCCUUCAGUUGUUGUGCCAUGUUUAGUGACAUGUGAAUGUUAAACCAGCCAGCAUUCUGCCAAAGGGAACAGAAGCAGGAGGAGACAAAGCAUUGUUACAAUCUAUGUAUGAUUUUAAGGAUAUUCAAKAUCCAUGUAUUUCUCCACUGUUACCUUUUCUGCUGUUUGUGGGACUUGUUAACCUAAUUUCCAAAUGUGAUCUACCAGCUUGGGGUUUUUUUUAGCAAGCCUGAGCCAGUAGAACUGCUGUUGGAAUUACCUCUGUGAAUAAAGCMAGAGCAGAA
Messenger RNA from Malurus melanocephalus (red-backed fairy wren), 3586 nucleotides. RefSeq names its product DNA cross-link repair 1C (gene DCLRE1C). Gene Ontology annotation, biological process: protection from non-homologous end joining at telomere; double-strand break repair via nonhomologous end joining; interstrand cross-link repair. The record is from RefSeq and is a predicted model, not a curated record. NCBI's taxonomy places the organism in Eukaryota, Metazoa, Chordata, Aves, Passeriformes, Maluridae. Gene Ontology annotation, molecular function: damaged DNA binding; 5'-3' DNA exonuclease activity.